AUGGCCCAGGAGCUUGAUGAAAGAGGACUGACUUUGCUGCGAAAGGAUUUGGCAAAGGGAGUUCAAACAGUGAUGCAAUCAAAAAAACCGGGUGCUAUCAGUGCGCGGAAACCUCAGGGCCGACCAAUAGCUCGACAAGCCGCUCCGUCAACAGCUCGGCGUCCUCAGCCAAUGGUAAAGUCAGAUCAUGGUCAACUGAAGAUUCUCGAUAACCUCAAGGAGAGACAUUAUCGAUAUAUGCAUGAGAGGAUUGCAGAACGGUCGACAGUUCUGGACGAUCGCAUCGAUGAAUUUGCGGAAUUGGUCCGAACUCACUAUAAACUGGAAGACAUAGGGGACCCUGCGUCCACGAGUGAUGAAGACGUGAUAGUCGUAGGCAGGAUCUGCUGCGACGGCGACACGAAGCUGAAUGAGGCUUCCGUCGAACUGGAAACAUCCCGCCUGAUGGGAGCAGGGGCGAGAGUUGCUCUCAAAUUCGAUCCAAACGUCUCUUCAAAUGGUGACUCUUCGAUGCUCCCACUGUAUCCCGGAGCUAUCGUAGCACUCAAAGGACGGAACGAAACUGGGUCAUGGUUCCAGGUGUCGCAGAUAUUAAUGCUGCCUCUUUUGCCAUUAGAUAUUGACUCGAAUAGGCAGGAGCACCCAAUAUCCAUGGCCAUAGCUGCGGGACCCUUUUCGGGAGACGAUCUGCAGUAUACCCACUUUGAUACUUUCCUGCAAACUAUUAAUGGCUCUGCCCCUAACUGGAUUCUCUUGAUUGGACCAUUCGUGGACGUUAACAACCCGAGGAUACGUGAAGGGGAUGUCGAUCUCGCUCCAAAUGACUUGUUUCGUCAACGGAUAUUGUCACCCCUACGGACUUUUCUUGAUGCACAUCCUGGCACCACCGCGUUGAUCGUGUCAAGCGUUCGCGACUUGAUAUCACAUCAUGCAGUUUAUCCACAGCCUCCUCUUCAGCUUCCUCAAUCUUCACGCAUCGUUGUCCUCCCAAAUCCCUGUACCUUCACGAUCGACCACGUCCGUUUCUCCGUCACAUCUGUCGACGUAUUAUUUCAUCUUCAGCGCCAACUCCUAAGGAAGAAAGUUAUACCAACAGGAACACCUCCACCCAUCGACCAAAUGAGCAUCCUAGGCUCUUGCGUACUGGAGCAACGAAGCUUUUAUCCCUUAUUUCCAGCAGAACCAGAGCUUCAUGCAGACGUAAAUUUGGAUGUGUCACAUAGCGAGUUGCUCAAGCUGGAGGACGUCGCCCCAGACGUUCUCAUUCUCCCUAGCAAUCUAGGAAAGUUCCAUAAAGUCGUUCAUGGAACCACAGUCAUCAAUCCUGCCUUCGCUAGCAAAGGUGUGCACGCCACGCUUAAUAUUUCCAGCGCUCGUUCGAGCAGCGGAGGCGUCAGUGACAGAUCCACCGUAAAUCUACAUUCGAGUGUGUCAAUGACGGCCGCACUCGAUCUUUCGUAG
Molecule: messenger RNA, 1461 nt
Organism: Serendipita indica DSM 11827
Lineage: Eukaryota; Fungi; Basidiomycota; Agaricomycetes; Sebacinales; Serendipitaceae
Source: the annotation of a GenBank genome assembly